UGGUCCACAACAGCCUGGACACCACCAAGAAUAUAGGGACCCACAAACAGGGUAUGUAAGUGCGUUUUCAUUGGGUACCAAAUUCAGGCGACCCGAGAAGCAUUUAGGAAGAAGAGAUGAGCUACCACCAAGCACCUCCUCCGCCGCCACCAGGCUACCCGUAUCCCCCACCGGGUUACCCAUCAGCGCCGCCGUACGAAGGCUACCCGCCGCCACCUCCUCCGGGGUAUUCUCCUCACGGAUACGGCCCUCCACCGCCGCCGCCGCCGCCGUACGAGGGGUACCAAGGGUAUUUCAACGGGGGCUACCCUCCUCCGCCUCCGCCGCAAUACCAGCAGCACUGCCACCACGAUCAUCACCAUUACCAGGGUCAGGAUGAUGGCUGCAUCUCUUUCUUCAGAGGCUGCUUUGGUGCGCUAUUCUGCUGUUGUUUGCUGGAGCAGUGCUGCUUCUUUUGAUCAUGAAGUGAUGGAAGGCCGAAGACAUGAUUUAUUUCUCAAGUUUGUCUAUGUUUGAUGUUAUAUCCUGGACGAACCGAUGAACAAUCUGCUGCAUCUUUACAUUCAUAGAAUUUGCAUCAGAGUAUAUGGCUCUGGUAAUGAUUGUUUUGCCUCCUAUGUGAUUAUUAAGUGAAACGUUUAUGGCACAUUGUUGAUGUGUAUAAUGUUAUAAGAUCAAGAAGAACAAGUGGUU
Messenger RNA from Argentina anserina (silverweed cinquefoil), 693 nucleotides. Its product is annotated as cysteine-rich and transmembrane domain-containing protein WIH2. The coding region runs from base 117 to 458 and encodes 113 amino acids. The transcript is spliced from 3 exons. NCBI's taxonomy places the organism in Eukaryota, Viridiplantae, Streptophyta, Magnoliopsida, Rosales, Rosaceae. The record is from RefSeq and is a predicted model, not a curated record.